Messenger RNA from Sorex fumeus (smoky shrew), 1212 nucleotides. Its product is annotated as olfactory receptor 18-like. The transcript has 3 exons. Gene Ontology annotation, molecular function: G protein-coupled receptor activity; olfactory receptor activity. NCBI's taxonomy places the organism in Eukaryota, Metazoa, Chordata, Mammalia, Eulipotyphla, Soricidae. Gene Ontology annotation, biological process: G protein-coupled receptor signaling pathway. Gene Ontology annotation, cellular component: membrane. The record is from RefSeq and is a predicted model, not a curated record. The coding region runs from base 1 to 1212 and encodes 403 amino acids.
AUGCCUGACUUCGCCUUCCUCCCGGUCCCAAGCACGGAGUCUCAGAUCUCAUCACUCACCAGGGAGGAGAGAGUCGGAGGCCCCAGCUCCAAGCAUGAGCCAGCAGAGACCCGGCAGAGACCAGUGAGUGCACCUUCUAUUGGUUAUAUACCUGACAAUACUGAUCAUUACGGUGAGGAGAAGAUAACAAUGACACCAGGGAACUUUGCUGGUGAUUUCCUUAUGACAACAUUUGAUGAAUAUGAUGUGUCCUUUUACACUUCACGCAUAUUGUGUGUCUGCUCCGUGGACCCUCACAAUGGAACAGGCACUGUGGAAUUUCUGCUACUGGGACUCUCCGAUGACCCGCAAGUCCAGCCUCUUAUCUUCUGCCUCUUUCUGUCCAUGUACCUGGUCACCAUCACAGGGAACCUGCUCAUCAUCCUGGCCGUCAGCUCCGACCCCCACCUCCACACACCCAUGUACUUCUUCCUCUCCAUCCUGUCCACGGCUGACAUUGGCUUUACCUCCACCACGGCGCCAAAGAUGAUUUGGGAUAUUCUCACUCAGAGAAAAACCAUCUCCCAUGCAAGCUGCCUGGUACAAUUGUCUCUUUUUUACUUUUUUGGCUGUUUGGACUGUUCACUUCUCACGGUGAUGGCGUACGAUCGUUUUGUGGCCAUCUGUCACCCUCUGCACUACCCUGUCCUCAUGAACCCCCGCCUCUGUAGCCUGCUGCUUCUGGCGUCUGUUUGCGUCAGCCUGUUGGACUCCCAGAUACAUGUCUUGAUGAUGUUACAGCUCACCUUUUGCACCCAUGUGGAAAUUCCUCAUUUCUUCUGUGACCCCCCACAACUCCUAAAGCUGUCCUGUGAAGAUACCUCCACUGAUAACCUAUUAAUGUAUUUUAUCGCUGCUAUUUUUGGUGGAGUGCCAGUCUCAGGGAUCCUGUACUCUUAUUCCAGAAUCGUGUCCUCUGUUUUGAGAGUCUCUUCUAAAGGAGGGAGGUCCAAAGCCUUCUCCACAUGUGGCUCUCACCUGUCCGUUGUUUGCUUAUUCUAUGGAACAGCCUUUGGGGUAUACUUCAGCUCAGUUAUAUCUGAUUCCUCCAGAAAGGAGACAGUGACCUCAGUUAUGUACACAAUGGUUGUCCCCAUGCUUAACCCCUUCCUCUACAGUCUGAGAAAUAAGGACAUCAAGAGAGCCUUCCAGAAGCUUCUCACUUUAGCCUAA